Messenger RNA from Botrytis fragariae, 780 nucleotides. RefSeq lists its product as uncharacterized. NCBI's taxonomy places the organism in Eukaryota, Fungi, Ascomycota, Leotiomycetes, Helotiales, Sclerotiniaceae. The coding region runs from base 1 to 780 and encodes 259 amino acids. The record is from RefSeq and is a predicted model, not a curated record. The transcript has a single exon.
AUGGGAAGCGAAAAGAUAUUACAAGUCUUUGAGAUUUGGGUUGCUUACGGCGAGACGGGAGUCAUUCAAGAAGGCGUGCUUAUUGUUCCAUAUCCGUCCUCAUCCUCAUCCAUACCCGUGCCUGCAUGCACGUCAGAGUCCCCGCUAUCCUCCUCGAACCAAUUUCCGAUCCCAUAUCUAUUCCACACAACACACAAUCCCUCGUCCUCCGUCCCAUCUGCAUCCGCACCCGGACCUUCACUACCUAGCUCCGUUGGCGGUAGAUCUAGUUGGCAAGGUAACAUUCUUGCCUCUUCCCUACCUCUCUACCUCCAAAUCUGUGCUUCGAUAACUUCACGGCAUUGUAGUGCUGAAGAAGUAGAAUUAUUGAGAAAGCCAGCGGAGUGGACGAAGAUGUUAUUUUUGGAUUUGGCUCGAGAGGGCAUUUGGGUGGAAAGUAUUCUCACAGAGAGUAGAGAUAGAGACUUGGGUAGAGAGAGGGAGAGGAGGAGGGAGAGUCAGCAAGAGAGAGAUUCUAGAAGAAGAAGGAGAAGAAGUGAGACAGAGCGUGCAGGGGUAUGUGAUUCUAUGAUGUUAGGAAGACUAAGAAGAAGAUUGGGGUAUGAGGUAAGGGCAUACGAGCGGGGAGGAAGACAAAAAUGCAGCGGUGGACGUGUGAAUAGGAAUCCUGUCAGCGGAUGUAGACCCAGAAGACGAAGACAAGUUCUACGCCCUCGGAGAGCUAGGGAUGAUCGAGAAGGAAAUAAAAUUCUAAAUCCAAAGGUUUGUGCUUCCUUAUGA